Helobdella robusta is the source of this 1239-nucleotide messenger RNA. RefSeq lists its product as hypothetical. The record is from RefSeq and is a predicted model, not a curated record. Lineage: Eukaryota; Metazoa; Annelida; Clitellata; Rhynchobdellida; Glossiphoniidae. Gene Ontology annotation, biological process: proteolysis. The transcript is spliced from 12 exons. Gene Ontology annotation, molecular function: metalloendopeptidase activity. The coding region runs from base 1 to 1239 and encodes 412 amino acids.
AUGCAACUCAGAAAUUCUUCCUCAACUUUUUGCGAAUUCCAUCUACAAGUGAAUAAAGAGUUGAUUUCGAAAAACUUUGAAUUGCAUGUUGUCGGGGAAAACGGCGUUCGUGAAAAAGUCAAUGAAAAACCAAGCAGAUGCUACUACCAGGGGUACGUGAACGGAAACUCCAGCUUGAAAGUCGUCCUGGCCGUCUGCAGAACUAUACGGCCGGGAUCUCUGCUAUCGAAUGCGGUCACUGCCAAAGAAAAGCCAGGCACUUUACCGCAACACCAUCGAACCGCCCUUUGUCGUGUUAUUGGAUUUUUCAAUUUGAACAACGGGCUCUACAAUGUAAUUUCCUCCGACAAAGAUACGUUCUCCAUUGUUGACGUACUGAAGAUCCCAAAGGAUGUGAAGUUUUACUGUGGCAUGGGAAACGAAACUAUUGGAAUAUUUGACAGAAACAACAACUUGUUUCCCAGCUUGAACGUUUCGAAAAAACGGGUCGAAAAGAAGAGUGUCGAAUUUGACAGAAGGGUCCGCAUCAUUAAAACCUUCUUCACCAUUGACUUCACUCAGCCACAAUAUAAAUGGCUGGCUAAAAUGUUGAAAAUCUGUAAACCAUCGGGUGUUCCUUACUCAAGUGAAAUUACAAUAGAGCAAGACAUAUCCAAUCAACUGUAUGAAGACAGUGGAAAAGAUGAAAACAAUGCAACCGAAAGACUUCUCUUGGUCAUUAAUGGUGCUUCAGUGUUCUUUCAAGAUCAGGACAUAUUUAUAAGUGUCGUUGGAAUUGAUAUCUGGAGUGCGCCGAAAUUCGAUAUAAGCUCCGAUGGAAAGGAAUUCAUUAGCUUUUGGAUAGAUUACCAAGACACAAACGUCAGGCCGACAGCUGUGAAUCACGACGCCAGCGUCAUAGUCAUGUUAGUACUUUUUGGAGUUCCGGUCAAAAUAGGUGCUAAUUUUGAUAAGAGUAUGGAUGAUAAAAAAUUUAUGGGUGUUAGUGACUACCAUCAUUAUUUGGUGAAAUACUUUUGUAGAAAUAAAGAUAUGGGUCCGAGUCUUGGCUACGCUGCAACUGGCUCAAUGUGCAAGCCGAAUGCUGCCCUGUGGGUCAAGUUCAGUCCAUAUGACAUCACGUCGUCAGCCACUCUCACUCACGAACUUGGACACGUCUUGAGUUUGCGGCACGACAAUAGUUAUCCAGACUGCUCCUGUAGUAAAGACCCGUGCGUCAUGGAAGACGCCAUUGAGUGA